AUGGCUGAACGAAUUGAACAAGCAACGCCCGAAACUUACCGCAGUGACUACCCUUUAGUGGUAAACGAUGGUAUGAACGAUCGCUCAUUUAUCGAAGCUACCAUGAACUGUGAUCGCCUUGUGAAUCGUUUGGAAUCGAUGAAUUUCUUACGGGAUGUCGCUUUAAAACUCGGCCCAGAAAAUACUCGUAAACACUUAGUACCAUACCUUACUCAUCUUAUAAUUGCUGAAAAAUUGUCGGAAUUGAAGAAUUUAGCCGAAGUUCUUGGCGAAUUUGAAUAUUUUGUGGGAGGACCAAAAUAUGCACACAUUUUGCUGCUACCCUUAGAAGAAUUGGCUGGUGCUAAACUUGGUGGUGUAAGAAUGGCAGCCAUCAAAUCAUUGCAAACAUUGGCUGAUAUUAUGGAAGUAAUCGAUUUGGAAAACUAUUUUAUACCUUUAAUUGCUAGUUUGACGAUGAAUGAUAAAUGUACUAAACGUUGUUCUGUCAGUCAUCUUUUCACUACGGUGUAUAUGCGUGUCAGUCCAAAACAUCAAAGUGACUUAAUGGACUAUCAUUGUUUCUUAAGUUUGGACGUGUUACCUUCUGUUCGUCAAAAUGCAGCAAACAACUUGGUUGAUUUCAGCGAAGUUGUUCAUAUGUCAAUUUUUGACAGUAAAUUAACUCCACGUUUGGAACAAUUUAGUUUUGACCAAAAUGAACAUGUUAGAAUUUUGGCUUUAUCAAUAGCAAUAACAAUUUCAAAAAAAUUUGAUGUCUCUUAUACUAAACAGAUGAUCCUUCCUAUUGUAUUGAAUUCAAUAAAUGACCCUUCGUGUGAAGUACGCUCAAUUCUCAUCAAGAAUAUUGCAAAGUUGCUUGAAAUUGGUGUAAGUUGCUUAAAGCUUACUGAAAAUAUAAUGAAAGUACUCAUUUCUUUAACAAAAGACCAACAAAUAGAAGUUCGAUUACAGUCUGUCAGUGUUCUUUAUGAUUGUACCGUUGUCCUUUAUGAAAAUUUGACUUACACAGAAGCUACUAAAUUGGUAACCAAAUUUUUAAUUCCAACUUUAUGCGACCUAAGUCAUGAUUCUGAUGUGAAAUGUAAACUGGAGGUCCCAGCUGUUUUGGCAAAAUUCGGAAAAAUAAUGCCUAAUGUAGUAAUUUGAUAGUACUGCCAGAAGAUCGAUUAAUAUGUUGUUUGAAAGCACUUAUUAUAAAUGAUUCGUGGAAAAUGCGAAACACUGGUGCAAUUUAUUUAUAUAUAUUGACAAUCCAGAAGGGUCUCAAAUUUUUUGAAGACUAUUUAGAACAGUCAUUUUUAAUACUGUUAACUGACACAAAAUCAUCUGUUCAGAAAACUGCAUUCGAUAUAUUUAAACAAUUAGUUACAGAAUUUGGAAUGGAUUGGGCUCAAAAAUAUAUAGUGCCAUACCUAACAAAACUAUCUUACUCAAGAAAUACCUAUAAUAAGAUGGCAUUUUUAUCAUUUGCCAAAGUAUGUGCAACAAUAAUGUGUAUACAAUUUAGAGCAUUAAACAUUAAUAUGAGAGAGAAUGCAGUGGAAUAAUGAUUUGUUGGAUUCUUAAUAACCGAAUGUUCUAUGAUUAGAUGUUAGCCAUUAGAUAUUUCCUUAAUAUUAAAAAACUGACUUAUAUGAUGGAUUCUUAAAAGUAAAGUUACAAAAACUUUGAAUUACUUGAAUUAUUAAAAUUUUUUUGAAAUUUGUGAUCAAUUGAUGUUAAACAAGCUCUCCCUCAUGUUGUGUUCCAUCAGUCUGACGAAAAUCCAAAUGUUCGCUAUGCUUUAGUCUAAACAUUGAAUGUAAUGA
This is a messenger RNA of Acyrthosiphon pisum (pea aphid), 1811 nucleotides long. RefSeq names its product putative serine/threonine-protein phosphatase PP2A regulatory subunit. Gene Ontology annotation, molecular function: protein phosphatase regulator activity. Gene Ontology annotation, cellular component: nucleus; protein phosphatase type 2A complex; cytoplasm. Lineage: Eukaryota; Metazoa; Arthropoda; Insecta; Hemiptera; Aphididae. The transcript has 8 exons. The coding region runs from base 1 to 1149 and encodes 382 amino acids. Gene Ontology annotation, biological process: protein dephosphorylation. The record is from RefSeq and is a predicted model, not a curated record.